AUGUCCGAGUCAAACGCCACGCAGCAAGAGCUGACCCCAGGUCAGAUUGAUUACGUAGUGCGGUGGUACGACUUCAUGUCGAAAGCGAAGAAGGAAGGCCUUUUUAGAGAGCAGCUAACCCGAGACCUUGUUGCUGCGUGUCUAGAGAUAGCACACAGCACUGUCAUGAUGAUGAUGAACGCCUACAGAGCCGACAAUGACACCAAGUUCGAGGUGCGCACCAGCAUUAUUGUGGUGUCAAUUUCUUAUCAGCUCUAUAACGUUAACCUCUAA
Messenger RNA from Phytophthora nicotianae INRA-310, 273 nucleotides. RefSeq lists its product as hypothetical. NCBI's taxonomy places the organism in Eukaryota, Oomycota, Peronosporomycetes, Peronosporales, Peronosporaceae. Bases 1 to 273 code for a protein of 90 amino acids. The record is from RefSeq and is a predicted model, not a curated record. The transcript has a single exon.